Messenger RNA from Linum trigynum, 417 nucleotides. NCBI's taxonomy places the organism in Eukaryota, Viridiplantae, Streptophyta, Magnoliopsida, Malpighiales, Linaceae. The record is from the annotation of a GenBank genome assembly.
AUGGAGUCCGAAAGCUCCCACACGGCGGGGGGGAGUCGAGACAAAGAAACGUAUGUCCAACCUAUUGUUGAGGAACUCCAAACUCAAAUCGAGCAACUCAAGGCACAAAUUAAGACGCUGACCUCGGCUCCUCCUCCCAAUGGCGUGCAUGGUAGUUCAAGUCAACAACAAGAAACCCCUGGUGGGUCCGCCCAGCCAAACGGGACGUCGGCUCCGCCCCUCCCUCGCGACCCGACCUCUCGUAUUUGGAGGCUUAUCUCACGCCAGGUUUCCUCGGUGAUCCCGGUCACGGAAGGCCCCUCGCUUCGACUAUUCUUGAGCAGCCUAAUCCUCCCAAUUUUCAAAUGCCGCACCACCUGCCAGAAUAUUACGAGACUUCCGACCCGGAGGAUCACCUCAGUGCAUUUUAGAUUCUGA